AAUCCGGGCGGCUGAACCCGGCGAACAGACUCAGGAACGACACACACACAAACCUAAGGAGACAUACAGACACCCAGCUGAGGAUAUCCAGCAGGACCAAGACAUACUUUGGGGAAUAUAAUAUUUCAUUUCAGCGCUCGUGUAAAUCUCCCAAUCCUUCCUGGCCGGGUUCACUGACAUCUGUGUGGAUACCAGCAGUUCGUCUGACCCACCGCUUGAACAGGAGGAGGUUCAGCGAUGAAUAAGCUACGGCAGAGUUUCCGGCGAAAGAAAGACGUUUAUGUGCCGGAGUCCAGUCGACCGCACCAGUGGCAGACCGAUGAAGAGGCCGUACGCGGAGGCAAAUGCAGCUUCGCCGUCAAGUAUCUGGGGCACGUGGAGGUCGAGGAGUCCCGUGGCAUGCACAUAUGUGAAGAAGCUGUGAAGAAGCUGAAGACGGACAGAAAGGUCUUCAAGGGCUUCUUUAAAAAAGCGGGUAAGAAGGCUGUUCGAGCGGUGCUCUGGGUCUCUGCUGAUGGGCUGAGGGUUGUAGACGACAAGACAAAGGAUCUCAUUCUUGACCAGACGAUAGAGAAGGUUUCUUUCUGCGCGCCGGAUCGUAACUUUGAGCACGCUUUCUCCUACAUCUGCCGAGACGGGACCACGCGCCGCUGGAUCUGCCACUGCUUCAUGGCCAUCAAAGACUCGGGCGAGCGUUUGAGUCAUGCUGUGGGCUGCGCGUUUGCCGCCUGUCUGGAGCGCAAGCAGAAGCGGGAGAAAGAGUGUGGCGUCACGGCCACUUUCGAUGCCAACCGCACCACGUUCACACGGGAGGGAUCCUUCCGCGUCACCACGGCAACAGAGCAGGCGGAACGGGAGGAGGUCAUGAGGCAGCUGCAGGACAACAAGAAAGACUCAGAUGUAGUGUUAAGCAGCUCCUCCGGCGGCUCCUGUAACCCAGUGGUGGUGACUCUGGCGGGCCCCAAUGGCUCCUCAUCUCCUCCUCUGCCCAUGGCUCCACUGGGCCUGCAGGACGGCAAUCCUCACGUCAUCCCGCGCCGGCACGCUCCGGUGGAGGCUCUUGCUCGCCAGGGCUCCUUCAGGGGCUUCCCGGCGCUCAGCCAGAAGACAUCGCCCUUUAAACGGCAGAUGUCGCUGCGCAUGAACGAGCUGCCCUCCACCAUGCAGCGCAAGUCUGACUUCCCCAUCAAAAACACUGUGCCGGAGGUGGAGGGUGAGACGGACAGCAUCAGCUCUCUGUGCACUCAGAUCACGUCCACCUUCAGCGGGCCUCCAGAAGACCCCUUCUCCUCUGCACCCAUGCCCAAACCAGCCUCCUCACCACAGUCACCCGCGGCUCCAGUUAAUGGUGCAGUUCCUGCCUUCCCUCCGCCUAGCGUCACUGUAACCGCUGCAGCUAACUCACCUGUGCUGCCGCCACCGCCGUUGCCCGUCCGCGAGACUAACCCCUGGGCUAAAGCCCCAAACACAGCCCCGGCACACGCAGCACACACAGGGAGCGAGUGGCCGAACCCUGCCCCCAGUAUAGGAGCUGUACCUGCAGUGAGUGCGACUCUCUCUACACCCGCCUCUGCUCACAAGCGCACCCCAUCAGAAGCCGACCGCUGGCUGGAGGAGGUCACCAAAUCUGUCCGAGCCCACCAACCUGCUCCCACCGCCAGGACCAGCACACCUCCUGCUCAGCAGCCCUUCCCUGCCCCGGUGCCUGUCCCAAUGCCCCCAUCUGCACCCUUCAUGCCCCCAAUUCCUCCAUCUGCAGUCCCGUCUGUACCUCCACGCCAGCCGGCUUUCCAUGCACAAGCGCCCGCAUCAUUCCCAGUGUCCAACGGGAUUCCUUACGCACAACCUACGUUUCCAGUAGUGGGCAUCACACCUUCUCAGAUGGUGGCCAAUGUGUUUGGAUCUGCCACACAAACUCAGCCCAUAUCAGUGCCGGUUCCUGUGGCCCAAACGCAGCUUCAGGCUUCACCCUUCUCCACCCCACCCGCCACCCAGUUCGAGCCCCAGCCCGUGUGCAGUCCGUUCGGUAAACCUCUGCUACCUCCGGUGCCCAAUACUGUGGUUCUCCAGCCACCACCCAAACCCAGUGCAGCCUUCAAUGGGGCAAACAGCUGGGCAGCGGCAUCCUCUGCUGGACAGGCCGGGGCAAAUCCACCGCAAGCUGAUGCCUUUGAGGCACAGUGGGCUGCACUGGAGAGCCGGUCGCAGCAGCGCACCGCUCCAUCACCCACAAACCCCUUCUCCAGCGAGCUCCACAAAACAUUCGAGAUCCAGCUAUAAGGACAACAAGCAAAAGACUUUGAAGGACAAUGAGAUUCAAUGGUGAGCCAACCAUACAGGGAACGACUCCUCAAGACCACUUCAGAUCCACAUCUCCAUCUUUCGUCUUUUUGGCAGUUCAUCCAUGUUUGGUUUAUGCUUAAUAUAUGAACUAAUGGAGUCACAGAUGGGGUUGAUGAAGGUAAGACACCCCUUAUCCCCCCACCCCCCGCAAGCUCCACAAAGCAUUCGAGAUCCAACUAUAAGGACAACAAACAACAGACUUUUAAGGACAAUGUGAUUCAACGGCGAGCCAACCAUACAGGGAACGACUCCGCAAAACCACUUCAGAUCCACAUCUCCAGCUUUCAGUUCUUAGUUUGUCCGUAUUUGGUUUUUGUUUGUGAUAUGAACUAACGAAGGCUCAGACGGGGGUUGAUGAAGCUCCACAAAAUAUUCAAGAUCCACCUACAAGCGACUUUGAAGAACAAUGAGAUUUCAUAGCAAGCCAACCACACAGGGAACGACUCCUCAAAACCACUUCAGAUCCACAUCUCCAGCUUUCAUUUGUUCUUAGUUUGUCCGUAUUUGGUUUUUGUUUGUUAUAUGAACUAACGAAGGCACAGACGGGGUUGAUGAAGCUCCACAAAAUAUUCAAGAUCCACCUACAAGCGACGACCAAGCCAACCAUACAGGAAACGACUCCUCAAAACCACUUCAGAUGCACAUCCCCAUCUUUCGUUUUUUGUUAGUUCGUCCAUAUUUGUUUGUUUCGCUUGCGAUAUGAACUAAUGGAGACACAGAUGGGGGUUGAUGAAGCGACUUUAAAGGACAAUUCGAUUUAAUGGCGAGCCAGCCAUACAGGGAACGACUCCGCAAAACCACUUUAGAUCCAUAUCUCCAUCUAUUCCCGAGAGCUUAACAUGCCGAGAUUUAAGAAAACACAUGCAGUUGCAGAAAACGCCAGCAAAUUAAGAAAAGAUCCUCGUCAGUUUGACAACAAAUCAACGCAAACACACACACACAAAAAACGUUUCUCACAACGCAAACAAAUCAAGAAAAUACACAUGCAAAUAGCACAACUAAACACAACUGAAAUGUGUCAACGGGACACUAAAAAUGACGGACCCGGCUGGGAUUUGCUUAUUGUGCCGUGACUGUUGCUCGGUUGUACGUGAUCUUGGAAAGGUAAGGUGAGUUAUUUUUGUUUAUUUUAACGUAGUAUAUUAUUAGCCUAAAUAACCACAACGUAAAAAGCCGGGUCCAUCAUGUUGUGGCUCCGCUUGAAACAUUUGUUUGCAUGUGUUGUGAGAAAAUGCAGCGCGUUUUAUUAAUUUUAAUAAUGUGUUGUAAGGAUUCGCAACAUGUAUGCUGUCAAACUGACGAGGAUCUUUUCUUAAUAGGUUGGCGUUUUGUAAUUGCAUGUGUUUUCUUAAAUUGCAGCUCUCUCAGCCACUGUAAUCUUUCGUUUUUUUGUUAGUUUGUCUGUAUUUGGAUUUUUGCUUGUGAUAUGAACUAAUGGAGACAUGGACGGGGUUGAUGAAGGUGCCCCCCCGCCAACCACCCCUCGGAAAAAAAACGCAACAAAUACAACUACUUUUGUCUGAGAUGAAUUGGAGAUGAUGGUGAAUCGAUUCUAUAGAUGCUCCUCAUAUUGUUGAGGACUAACCCGACUCACGGCGCCCCUAGCAGGCUGGAUGACUGCUGGCUACCUGAAGGACGAGCCAUCUCGCGGACGAAGAGGAAGAAGCAAGAGAAUGCCAAAAUCUUUAUUUUUAUGCAUUAAGUAUAUUUUAAAUAGCUUUGAAAUUUAACUGAAGAGCUGUAAAUAAUCUUUCCAAAGGUGCAGGCUUAUUUUGUGUGCAUACUGGAAAAGAGCAAAUCUAUAUAUAUAUAUAUAUAUAUAUAUGAGCGUGAAGGGACGGUUUUCAUUUCUCGUCUCUUUCGUCAUUUGGUUAAAGUCUUCUGGCCACCAUGCAUAGUUUGGAUGUUUGUUUUUUUGUAAAUAGAUAAUCAGAAUGGACUGGGUUUUGGAGGAUCUGUAAAUCGCACAGGUCCCAGACGAUGCUAUCUGUCUGUCAUGCUGUCGUUUUAACCUUUUUUUUUUUGUACUAUAGUAUCAGUCCUUUGAUUUUUAUUGCCUACAUAUCAUCAUUAUUUUUUAGCAAAUUUUUUAAUUAAUUUUUUAACACUAUUGACAGCGUCACCUUCCAAGCCACUUUGUUUUAAUUUGAUGAGAAAUUUUACAUUAAUUUUAGCACAAGCACUGUACUAAUCCGUCAUCUACGAUUGACAUGACAUCAGUCUCGGGAGAAACUGUGGUUCCAGCUCCAAAAAUGAUUGCAGUCAAUUUUUAUUUUAUCUGCUUUUCAUACAAUUCCACGAACCCUAUUGUUUUUAUCAGAUGUGAAGAUGAUCAGUCCCGUUUUUAGGUUUUGAUUCCAUUUUGUAAGUAUUGCAUUGUAUUAUUCCAGUUCUUUAUGGAAAAUCUAAUCUAAGAGAUCAAAUAAAAUGUUGGUGGGUCGAGGAAAGCA
Messenger RNA from Danio aesculapii, 4793 nucleotides. RefSeq names its product NUMB endocytic adaptor protein (gene numb). Gene Ontology annotation, molecular function: cadherin binding. The coding region runs from base 238 to 2280 and encodes 680 amino acids. NCBI's taxonomy places the organism in Eukaryota, Metazoa, Chordata, Actinopteri, Cypriniformes, Danionidae. The transcript is spliced from 11 exons. The record is from RefSeq and is a predicted model, not a curated record.